Molecule: messenger RNA, 982 nt
Organism: Poeciliopsis prolifica (blackstripe livebearer)
Lineage: Eukaryota; Metazoa; Chordata; Actinopteri; Cyprinodontiformes; Poeciliidae
Gene: chp2
Product: calcineurin-like EF-hand protein 2
Exons: 7
Coding region: 63-641 (192 amino acids)
Molecular function (GO): calcium ion binding
Source: RefSeq, a predicted model, not a curated record
UGUGAUUGGCUGAGCUGCUGGUCAGAUCAGCAGUAGCACAGCAGGCAGCCGCAGGCAGCAAGAUGGGCUCCAGUCGCUCCAGCCUGAGCCUCGUCCCGGACGGCCAGCAGCUCCUGCAGGAAACCGGAUUCUCUGCAGCCCACCUCCUGCGUCUCCAUGAGCGGUUCCGCUUCCUGGACAAACACGGCAGGGGUCACCUCAGGUCCGAGGACUUGGAGGCGGAGCUGUCUUUGAAUCCCAUCGGAGACCGGAUCGUCGGAGCGUUUUUCCAGCCGGGACAGGAAGCGGUGGACUUCCCCUCGUUUGUCCGGGUUCUGGCUCACUUCCGUCCCAUGGAGAAGAACCGGACCUGUGCCGCCGUGCAGCCGGAGCGGGCCAACAGCCGGAACCGGAAACUCAAAUUUGCCUUCCAGCUGUACGACCGGGACCGAGACGGGAAGAUCUCCAGAACCGAGCUGCUGCAGGUGCUGAGGGAGAUGCUGGGGCUGCAGGUGACGGAGGAGCAGCUGCAGAGCAUCGCGGAGCGCGGCAUCCAGGAGGCCGACCUGGACCGGGACGACGCCAUCUGCUUCGACGAGUUCAGGAAGUCGCUGGAGAAAGUGAACAUCGAUCAGAAGAUGAGCGUUCGCUUCCUGGAGUAAAGAUUUCAUUCACCUGGGACCAGGUGGGGCGACUCGUUCCCAACCUGUUGCUGUUCCAUCCUGGACCCGUUUCCUCCAGAACGCCCCACACGACUUCCGGACAGAACCCAGUCAAAUUUUACUCCUUGUUAAUGAUUGAAGCCAAGAGGAUGAAGGUGUCAAAACAUCUUGUAAAGCUGGUACCACCAGCAGCUGCAGCAGAACUUCCUGUUUGACUCUCAGACGUUUGAUGGAUUGACGGCCUCGACGAGUUCAUGAAGCCCGUCCCUGAAACUGCUGAAGUCAACAUGUCGAUACCUGCUGUUUUGGCUUUUAUUAAAAAAUGAAUGUUUGGCUUCCAA